Penicillium bovifimosum is the source of this 2439-nucleotide messenger RNA. RefSeq names its product CAZyme family GT2. The record is from RefSeq and is a predicted model, not a curated record. Gene Ontology annotation, cellular component: cell septum; cell periphery. NCBI's taxonomy places the organism in Eukaryota, Fungi, Ascomycota, Eurotiomycetes, Eurotiales, Aspergillaceae. The transcript is spliced from 6 exons. Bases 1 to 2439 code for a protein of 812 amino acids. Gene Ontology annotation, molecular function: chitin synthase activity.
AUGUCGGAUUCCAUGGAGCCUAAGGAUCUGUCUGAUCAUAUUAGACUGCAUGAUAUUUCCAACCGGGGCUCUGCUGUCGCCUCGUCUAGGGACUCAGGACAUCAACACAAGAGCAGCCCCCUCCGUCGGUAUCCAACACGCCGAAUCAAGCUGAUACAAGGUUCGGUCUUGAGUGCCAACUAUCCGGUACCGAGUCCUAUUCGUAAUGCUAUUCAGCCAGAGUACAGAGGCCCGGAGGGGGAUCUCUCUGAAGAGUUUACGCAAAUGAGAUAUACUGCUGCAACAUGUGACCCAGAUGAAUUCACCCUCCGCAAUGGUUAUAAUCUCCGUCCCUCGAUGUAUAAUCGGCAUACAGAGCUCCUCAUCGCCAUCACGUACUACAAUGAAGAUAAAGUACUUACAGCACGAACCCUGCAUGGUGUAAUGCAAAAUGUUCGUGACAUUGUCAGCUUGAAAAGGACCGAAUUUUGGAAAAGAGGUGGCCCGGCGUGGCAGAAGAUCGUCGUUUGCCUUGUGUUCGAUGGGAUGGAUCACUGCGAUAAAGGUACACUCGACGUUCUGGCAACCAUCGGAGUUUUUCAAGACGGAGUGAUGAAACAGGAUGUGGAUGGGAGAGAGACGGUUGCUCAUAUUUUUGAAUAUACCACACAGCUAUCGAUUACUCCAAAGCAAGAGCUGGUCCGUCCAUACAAAAAUGACCCAGCCAAUCUGCCCCCAGUUCAGAUGAUGGUUUGCCUGAAGAAAAGGAAUGCGAAAAAGAUCAAUUCACAUCGGUGGCUCUUUAAUGCAUUCGGACGCAUAUUGAACCCAGAAAUCUGCAUCCUAAUUGACUCGGGCACAAAGCCAGGACCUAAGUCUCUACUCGCUCUCUGGCAAGCAUUCUACAAUGACAAAAAUCUAGGCGGAGCCUGCGGCGAAAUCCACGCCCUUCUCGGCCACCGAUGGAAAAAGCUUCUUAAUCCCUUGGUUGCAGCACAGAACUUUGAAUAUAAGAUUUCCAAUAUUCUGGAUAAGCCCCUGGAGAGUGGGUUUGGCUAUGUGAGCGUCCUCCCGGGUGCAUUCUCCGCCUAUCGAUACCGAGCGAUUAUGGGCAGGCCUCUCGAGCAGUAUUUCCAUGGAGACCAUACUCUUGCUCAAAAGCUGGGUAAAAAGGGUAUCGACGGGAUGAAUAUCUUUAAGAAGAACAUGUUUCUGGCAGAAGAUCGCAUUCUCUGCUUUGAAUUAGUUGCUAAGGCCGGCAGCCAGUGGCGGCUCACAUAUGUGAAGGCAUCGAAAGGGGAAACUGACGUCCCAGAAAGACCGGCGGAGUUUCUGAGUCAACGGCGGCGAUGGUUGAAUGGCUCUUUUGCGGCUUCGCUCUAUUCAAUCAUGCAUUUCAAUCGCAUAUAUCAAAGUGGGCAUGGGAUAUUUCGGUUGCUAUUGCUUCAUAUCCAGUUGGUUUACAAUAUUUGCCAGUUGGUGAUGACAUGGCUUUCACUUGCAUCCUACUGGCUCACAAGCUCUGUCAUUCUGGACAUUGUCGGAACACCAAGUUCAUCUAACAAAUUCCACAGCUGGCCCUUCGGAAACCAAGUGACCCCAAUCGUCAACAACCUGCUGAAAAUCGGCUACUUGACAUUCCUCAUGCUCCAAUUUAUCCUAGCUCUCGGGAACCGACCAAAAGGCUCCAAAUUCCUCUACACCCUCUCUAUCGUCUACUUCUCCGUCGUCCAAUUCUACCUCCUAAUCCUCUCCUUCUACCUCGUCGCCCAAGCCCUAACCCCCGAAAACCUGAACUUUGACUUCACCCACGGUUUCUCCACCCUCCUCUCCGGCUUCAUCGGCUCAACCGGCGGCAUCGUCCUCGUCGCUCUAGUCUCCACCUACGGAAUCUACUUCGUAGCCAGCAUUCUCUACGCAGACCCAUGGCACAUGAUAACCUCCUCCUGGGCCUAUUUCGUCGGCAUGCCCUCCACAAUCAACGUCCUCAUGGUCUACGCCUUCUGCAACUGGCACGACGUCUCAUGGGGGACAAAAGGCGCCGACUCACAAGACAAACUCCCAUCUGCACAGACAAAAAAGGAAGACGAGAUGCCCUUUGUCGAGGAGUUGGAGAAGCCGCAGGUUGAUAUUGACGAGCAGUUUGCGGAGACGGUGAAGAGGGCGUUGACGCCGUGGCAGGAGCCGAGUGAAGUAGAGACUGUUGCGCUGGAUGAUUCUUAUAAGGCUUUCAGGACGAAUUUGGUUCUCUUGUGGACUUUUAGUAAUGGGUUGCUGGCAUUGUGUAUCAACAAUUCCAGUAUUCAGAGGCUUUGUUUGACGUCGACAUCGACGACUCGCACGGCGUGGUACUUCAGGGUCGUACUGUGGGCAACGUCUGGUCUCUCGAUCUUCCGGUUUUUCGGGGCUUUGUAUUUCCUAUUGAAAACCGGGGUCUUAUGCUGUGUUUCCAGGCGCUGA